GAUACUCGUUGCUUGAUGCUUGAAACGAGUGCGGUUUCCUAAGUUUAUUCAGUCUUCGUGCGAGACCCGCUAAGACAAGAUCUUAUAUUGAUAAUGUUCAAUUCUUCCUGUGAAUAAUGCACCACGUGCUCAAGUGAAAAUUUCAUUUUUAACAAUUCAGUGAAACUUUAGUGAUGUAAUUAUUAUUAUUCAUCAAAAAUUGGAUUAAAAAUUAAACCCAUAAAACGGCUAUGCAGAUAUUUCAGGACAUAAUUUUUGGUAUCUUAUUAUUGGUCAGUGUGAAAGCGGCCAUAGUUCCUCCACCUUGGGCAAAUCCAUCUAAUAAUCCUUGUGCAGCACAGCCAAGAGGUUGGCAACUUCUAUUUUGGCCUUUAGAUGGAAAAUGCUAUACGAUAUUUCAGAUUGGAGCACCAUGCCCAAAAACAAUGGAAUUGGGACCAUCUGCUGAAGGUGGAGGUACUAUAGCAGAAUGUAGAUGCCCGCCAGGAACUGCUCAAUCAGCUAGAGAUAAGCUCUGCCAUCCAAUAUUUACUAGAGCUUCCUGUCCAGCAGGUCAAUUUUUCGCUCCAGUACCAGAAACUAACUCAAAAAAAAGAUGGGGCGUGUGCAGAGAACCAGAAUCCUGUCCAGAAAAGGGUAACAUCUAUUGGCCUAGAGAUGAAACUUGUUAUUCAAAACUAACAAGAGGACCAUGUCCAAAAGGAGAGCUUUUGGUAAUUGGUCAAGAUGGCCUAGCUAUCUGUUCAUGUUCUCAGCAAGGAGAAUUAAGUAGAUAUUAUUGGCCCGCCGAAAGGGGAGGUUGUUUUGAACACUAUACUCAAGGGCCAUGCUCUGAAGCAGGAGAAUUAUUUCUACCAGGAGGUCAUUGUGGAUGUCAUUCUAAUCUACCUCACUAUUACGCACCGACAAAAAUGUGUUAUCCAUUGGGUACGAUUGGACCGUGUUUGCCUGGUCAACACUUUGUCGUCAAUCAAAAAAUUGAAACAGAAGUCUACGAUAAACCCCUUCAAGCAACAUGUCACUGCAAACCAGGUCAUGUACCAUAUAAAAAUGGAUUUUGCUACAGAGUGUAUACUCGAGGACCGUGCCAAAGUGGAGAUAUGUUAGUAAAUUCGACAACGUGUGUCCCUGUACCUUGUAGACGUGGAAGACUUUAUUUUCCUCAGGAAAAGACGUGCUAUAAAAUAGGAUCAAGGGGACCAUGUCCAAGUGAGCAAAUUGUACUUUAUGACUACAAUACAAGGCCAUCUAUCGACGGAAUCAGUUAUCGAGGAGUUUGUGGUUGCACCAAUGUUCUUAAGAACACUGGUAAAUGUUCAGAGGAUACAACACUAAACUGUGAGGAUUUUCCCGGUUCAGCACUGCUAAAUAAUACGUGCUACAAACUUUAUACUCAAGGCCCAUGCACUGAGGGUGAAUGGCUUGUCGCUCAAAGAAUUCCAAAAGGUGAUUUUUGGCAGAAGGAUAAGAUUCCUAAAGCGAGAUGUGAAUGUCAACCUGGAUACACGAGAAUCAGUGAAAAUGAAACUACCGACCUGGAGAAAAAUAAUCUCGUCUCUCCAGGUGGUUGUCAACCUCCUGCGGUUAGUCUUGCUAGAUUUUUAAAUGCCCGAGUGAGAUCAAUUGGAUUUUAAUUUAUAGGAACAAGAAUUUAAAAUAGUGGUAGAAUAACAAUAUAAAAUUCUCAUUAAUACUCAAAUAUAGAAGUAGUUUGAAAUGUCGAUAAUUUUAUUUUGAUAUUCCACAACUAUUUUAUAAAAUAAAAUUGUGCCAAAUGUUUAAUCGUUACGAACUGAAUUUGCAUCAGUUGAUGAUAAUUAAUGUGAAUCUUCCAAAAAUAUGAAGAGAAUUUUAAAAAAAAUCUCAAUAUUGAAAUAAAAUUUUUUGAUAUAACUUAAUGCAUUGCAGUAUAGAUAUUUAAAAUUAUACAGAUAAAAAAGCCAAGAAUAAUUGACAAUUGAAUGAAAGUUAAUGUAUGAUUUUAGGAAAUUAACUUUCAGUUCUAAAAAGUAAAUUUUUUUAUUUUGACUGAUUAUGUUUAAAAAACAGUUUUAUUAAAAAACAAAAAAAAAUUAAACAGAGAUUACGCAUACGAUUCUUAAAAUGAAACUUGUUAAAUUAUAUUAAGGCAAAUUGAAAAUAAUAAUUGUAUAUUAUUGUAAAUAGCAUUGGACGCAUUUCACAUUUUUGUGAAAAGAGAUUAAUUUUUACAUUAUAUUA
Leptopilina boulardi is the source of this 2220-nucleotide messenger RNA. RefSeq lists its product as uncharacterized. Lineage: Eukaryota; Metazoa; Arthropoda; Insecta; Hymenoptera; Figitidae. The transcript has 6 exons. The record is from RefSeq and is a predicted model, not a curated record. Bases 231 to 1634 code for a protein of 467 amino acids.